Messenger RNA from Micromonas commoda, 780 nucleotides. RefSeq lists its product with no specific name. The annotation marks the transcript as partial. Gene Ontology annotation, cellular component: nucleus. The transcript has a single exon. NCBI's taxonomy places the organism in Eukaryota, Viridiplantae, Chlorophyta, Mamiellophyceae, Mamiellales, Mamiellaceae. Gene Ontology annotation, molecular function: exonuclease activity; nucleic acid binding. The record is from RefSeq and is a predicted model, not a curated record.
CAGUGCGCGCACUGCCUCAAGCGUUGCAAGGAUGCCGACGCCCUGCGCAAGCAUCGGGAGCAGGCGAGGCACUCGCCGUGCGACCCGCUGUGCGGCGCGUGCGGCAAGCACUUCGCCAACCUGGACACCCUGAGGCAGCACCUGGCCGGUCAGCUGCCCAGCGCGCGGUGCAAAGCCGCGUACGAGGCGAGGGGAUGCGUCAGGUGCCUGACGAUCGAGCCCGAGGGGCGCGCGCACCGCUGCCCGUUUGAAUGGACAUCGGGAUUUCAAAAUGACACCGGGCGACGCGCGGUGGCGCUCGACUGCGAGAUGGUGGGCACGGAGGAGGACGGGAGCGGCGCCAUGUGCGCGCGCGUCUGCAUCGUGGACGUGCGCGGAUCCGUGCUGCUCUCCACGUUCGUCGCACCCGACCGACCAAUCACCGAUCACAGAACCAAACUCACCGGCGUCGACCCGGGCUCCCUCGUCGGAGCGCCGAGCCUGCGCGAGGUCAGAACGGCCGUGCUCGCCGUGCUCAACGGAUCCAAGCGCACCGCCGCCGCCGACGACGACAAAGCUCUCCUCGUGGGCCACGACCUGCAACACGACCUCGAGUGCCUGGGCAUCAAGUGGCCCGGGAGGCUGUGCAGGGACACCGCUCGGCAUCCGCCGCUGCAGCGUCACACGCACGCGCCGUUUAAGCUCCGGACGCUCGCCGCCGACCACCUCGGCGAAUCGAUCCAGCGCGAGGGGGUGGCGCACGACCCGCGGGAGGACGCGUGGGCGGCGAUGCGGCUGUAC